ACGUAUUAACUGUUUGAUUGAUAAUUAAUAAUAGGUUCAGUUCUUGAUUGACGUAUAUAAAACCAAAAAUUUACGAAAAUUCUUGAAAUGUAAAUAAAUAAAUAUUAUAAAAUAAAUUGGUAUAUAGUACAAUAAGUAUAUAAUCAGCUUUCCUAAUUUUAGAGUGGACAGAAACUUGCAGAAGUGUGCAAUUUCAUGAUGUUGGAAGUUAUAAAUGGUUUCCUUUUGAUAUAUUUUGUUAUCUUAUGCACUAUUAGUACUCUGGUACCGCAUCUAGUAAAGCCAAUCGUAACUUGCUUUAUUAGACCAUCAAAUGAGGAACGCACAAUGUGGGCUGAAAUCCAAAAACUUAAAUCUGCUCAGAAGACUAUAUCAAUGAAAGAAGAGUUUGCAGCAUACUCCAAAAUUCAACGCAAAAUCAAUAAAAUUGAAUCUGAAUUGAAAGACAAUUCACAAUCUCGAAUGAGCAAAAGUUUAGCUAUUAAAAGCUCUGUGCAGAUUGUAUUUCAAGUUGUUGUUGCAUUAAUUAUGAUUCUGUCUGUAAUUUGGUUUCGACAGGAACCCAUAGUAGCUUUGAAGGGUGACCUGUUUCCACUGACCACUAUGCUUAGAUAUCCAAGCAGUAUGCCCAAUGCUAUUUCUACACAUAUGUGGGUAAUAAUUUCGAACUUUUCUAUACGGACUUUAUUGAAGCCUGUACUAUCUUAGUUUUUGUUAAUAAAAAGGAAGAUGAAAUAAAACAAAUACAUAA
This is a messenger RNA of Galleria mellonella (greater wax moth), 751 nucleotides long. Its product is annotated as guided entry of tail-anchored proteins factor 1-like. Lineage: Eukaryota; Metazoa; Arthropoda; Insecta; Lepidoptera; Pyralidae. The transcript has 3 exons. The record is from RefSeq and is a predicted model, not a curated record. The coding region runs from base 196 to 708 and encodes 170 amino acids. Gene Ontology annotation, biological process: tail-anchored membrane protein insertion into ER membrane.